Messenger RNA from Trematosphaeria pertusa, 801 nucleotides. RefSeq names its product EF-hand. Gene Ontology annotation, molecular function: calcium ion binding. NCBI's taxonomy places the organism in Eukaryota, Fungi, Ascomycota, Dothideomycetes, Pleosporales, Trematosphaeriaceae. The transcript is spliced from 3 exons. Gene Ontology annotation, cellular component: cytosol; membrane; intracellular membrane-bounded organelle. Bases 1 to 801 code for a protein of 266 amino acids. The record is from RefSeq and is a predicted model, not a curated record.
AUGCCGCUGGGCGCGCGCGAGGUGCCUCUGCUAGAGCACGAACAUCCGCCGCUCAAGUUUGCGCGCCAGCACCACGUCGAGAUACCCCACCAUGACGACCCCGAAUACGCGCGCUAUCAGGCUAUGCAGAAAGUCGCCCUCUCCAACGCUGUCAAGUCCUUUAAGCAGGAGCUUGCUGAGCGGAGCCCUGUGGAACACAUUCAAUUAGAGGACCAGAAGCUGAUUGUGCGACACCGCAGCCAGAGCAAGCUUUCCCAGCAGGAGCUGGCCGACCUCCAGAAAGCGACCCACUUCGAUAAAAAGGAACUGCAGCAAUGGUACAAAGGCUUCCUGAAGGACUGCCCCUCCGGCAUGCUCACCAAGGAGGAGUUCCAGAAGAUCUACAAGCAGUUCUUCCCAUUCGGCGACCCGUCGUCAUUUGCCGACUACGUGUUUAACGUCUUCGAUGCGGACAAAUCCGGUACUAUCGAUUUCAAAGAGUUCAUCUGCGCCCUGAGCGUCACCAGCCGGGGCAAGAUGGAGGACAAGCUGGACUGGGCGUUCCAGCUAUACGACAUCGACGGCGACGGCAAGAUCAGCUACGAGGAGAUGCUGGCCAUUGUGGAGGCCAUAUAUAAGAUGGUCGGCUCCAUGGUCAAGCUGCCCGAGGACGAAGACACGCCGGAGAAGCGCGUACGGAAGAUCUUCCGGAUGAUGGACAAGGACGAGAACGGCAGCCUGGACAUGGCCGAGUUCAAGGAGGGCUCCAAGCGCGACGAGACCAUUGUGUCUGCUCUUUCUCUCUACGAUGGCCUUGUGUAG